Messenger RNA from Aspergillus glaucus CBS 516.65, 4819 nucleotides. Its product is annotated as putative jumonji family transcription factor. Lineage: Eukaryota; Fungi; Ascomycota; Eurotiomycetes; Eurotiales; Aspergillaceae. The record is from RefSeq and is a predicted model, not a curated record. The coding region runs from base 143 to 4576 and encodes 1477 amino acids. The transcript is spliced from 4 exons. Gene Ontology annotation, cellular component: nucleus. Gene Ontology annotation, molecular function: histone H3K36 demethylase activity; histone H3K9 demethylase activity. Gene Ontology annotation, biological process: chromatin remodeling.
CCCUCUACCUCCCCCGACCGCUGGGAUUCCGCCUCUAUCGCCGUCGAUCAGCGGUCGCAUCUUUUCCGACGACGGCUCCCUCCUUCCUCUCCCUCCCUCCGACCCGUCUUGACCCGAUUCCGUCCUUCCCCAUCAUACCGCGAUGAUGGCCGCCGCGCUUGAGCAACCUCUCCCCAACAAACCCGCCGCGAGCGGCUGUCCGACCACGACCGCCGAUGCUGCCGCCGCGUCCUUCACGCCCCCUCAGAGCGCCAAUGGCAAGAAAGAGGUACCCGAAGGGGUGCCCUCGGAGCUUUCGGAUCUGGAACUCGAUCCUAAGAACGGCGCAGCUCCGACGUCUGAGGAGGAGGAUGAGGAGAUCGAGCCAGAUCAUUACUAUGGUGGCGGCAAGAUCCCUGUGUUCAAGCCGACUAUGAACCAGUUUCAGGAUUUUCAAAAGUUCAUCAACAAGGUCGAUAAGUAUGGUAUGAAGGCGGGUAUUGUCAAGGUUAUUCCUCCUAAGGAAUGGGCCGAUGAUCUUCCAGCGCUCGACGAAGCUAUCAAGAAAAUCCGCGUCAAGAAUCCUAUCAUGCAAGAAUUCCACGGUUCGCAUGGCACCUACACCCAGGCGAACAUCGAGAAACAACGAUCCUACAACCUCCCGCAAUGGAAGGCGCUAUGCGAGGAAAGCAGUCACCAGCCCCCGGCCCGACGAGGCGAACGACGUCGAAACCAGGAACGAGUGACUCGCGCUGCGCCAGCUCCCAAACCUCAGACUACGAGUACCUCGCCCCAGAAACGGCGCCCCGGACGACCGCCCAAGCGUGCGAACCAAGUCAAGGUGAAGGAAGAGCCGGUGGAUGACAGCUUCGAUAAAACGAAACUCGAAGGACCUCCAACCCCCGUGUCGCCCGAGUCGAACCCCGUCGAGACCAAAUCCGAAGAGCUGAGCGAGGGUGAGGCGUUGCCGGCACCGAAGCCGAAAGGAAGACAGCCCAAGUCGGUGAAUGCACGACGCAAGAACAACCGGGGUGAUGCCGUGGACUUUGUGGACGAAGAGGCCUUCAAGGACUUUGACUAUAGAAUCCAUGACAACGCAGACUACACGCACGAGAGGUGUGAAGAGCUGGAGACGGCAUACUGGAAGUCGCUCAUGUUCAACAAUCCCAUGUACGGCGCGGAUAUGCCAGGUUCGCUGUUUGACGAUAACAUCACCAAGUCGUGGAAUGUCGCUAAGCUUCCCAACUUGCUGGAUGUGAUAGGCCAGAAAGUCCCCGGUGUCAACACGGCAUAUCUCUACCUGGGCAUGUGGAAAGCCACCUUUGCCUGGCACUUGGAGGACGUUGAUCUCUACAGUAUCAACUACAUCCACUUUGGUGCGCCUAAGCAGUGGUAUAGCAUUUCGCAGGAAGAUGCUCCUCGAUUUGAACAAGCCAUGAAAAGCAUCUGGACCAGCGAUGCGAAGAGCUGUGACCAAUUCCUCCGCCACAAAACCUACCUCGUCUCCCCCAGUCUUCUCAAGUCUCAGUAUGGUAUCACCGUCAACAAGAUGGUCCACUACGAGGGCGAGUUCGUCAUCACCUAUCCGUAUGGGUACCAUUCAGGAUACAACCUGGGCUACAACUGUGCCGAGUCCGUCAACUUUGCCACGGAGAAAUGGCUAGACUACGGCCGCAUCGCAAAGAAGUGCAACUGCGAAGCGGACAGUGUCUGGAUUGACGUGGACGAAAUCGAGCGGAAGUUGCGGGGCGAGUCGACUCCAGAGUACUACUAUGAUGAAUAUUACGGGAGCGACAUGGAUGACCUCGAAGGUGCAUCCGACCUCCUUACUCCACCGCGUAGUGUCCCCGAAAAGACAGCCAGUACUCGUCGCAAGCGCAAGCAUGACGGUGAGCUGACCCGGGCCAAGCGCAUGAGGGUCCAUAUGAAUGUUCCCAGAAGGAUUCCUUGUCUGCUAUGUCCCAAUGACCUGGGAUAUGAAGACCUUCUCCCGACCGAGGAUGGUCGAUCGCACGCCCACCGUCGCUGUGCUUUGUAUACCGAGGAGACCAGCAUCCUCCGGGAUGAGUCUGGCAGGGAAAUCGUGUGCGAUGUGGACAAGGUCCCCAAGGCGCGCAUGGGACUCAAGUGUCUCUUCUGUCGCGAAGUCCGUGGUGCCUGUUUCCAAUGCAACUAUGGUAAAUGCACCCGGGCAUACCACGCCACCUGCGCUCUUCUGGCGGGCGUUCAAUGCGAAUUGGGCUCGGUCGCGGUGAUUGCGGACGACGGUAAUCAAUAUUCGAUUCCCAGCGUCGAUCUGAAGUGCAAAUAUCACCGACAGAAGCGACACCAGGUGGUCAAUGGCGAUUCAUUCGAGCACGACCGUAAACUUCUCGACACGGCGCGGGGACUGGUUCCUGGCGAUCUGAUCCAGUUCCAAGCGGAUAAGGAAAUCAAUGGAGCCGUGGUACUGGAGAAUCGACCGGAGGAGUACUCAUUGCUGGUCAAGAUACUUCCACGAGGCGAUGCCAUUGAACUGCCGUACCGAUGGUUGCUCAUCGUUCGGAAGAGCAACUUCGCGUCUCUGGCUCCCGGGACUAAGCCACUCCCGGCGCAUUUGGCGCGUAAACCCGAGAAUCGGAAAGAACUCGAUUUGCCGGUGGCAGGUAGCCCGUUUGGUGAUGGGCCGUCGCCGUAUCAGUGGGCCGAAUUUGAGACGGUGAACGAUGCAAGCCAUGUCUGGGUCCACCAGCUCCAGGGGCAGCAGCACCGGCAGCAACAGCACCAGAUCUGGUAUUAUCUGGGGCCAUCGUCCACCGAGUGUAGGGCUCAAUAUACGCACAACCCUAGCGUGUCUGUCCACAAUCCCCGGGCGAAUUUCCUGGAUAGCGUCCGGUCGCUUGGCGCGGUCAAUCAUGCUCAGCAGUCAGUGGCCGCGAUUAAUGCUAAAUAUGCUCGGACGAAUAAUAGCCCUGCAAUUCUGCAACAUCAUGCGGUGACCCGGCUGCUCCCCUUUGCUGCUAAUGCUGGUGCUGCUUCCGCCUCAUCUUCGGCUUAUCCCCACCACCGGCAGCACAACCACCACGGCCUGCAAUACCAUGCUACUACUAGUACUCCUGCUAUUGCUUCUGCUGCCCCUCAUCAUAAUACUACUACUCAUCACCAACACCAACAACUUCCGACCCAGUCUCACCUUGUCCCUGCUGCUGCUGCUGCUGCUGUCACCGCUCCUCCUGUGCAGCGUCCUCUUGCCCCUCCUCCACCGCCGCCGACGUCGCUGCACGCUACGACCACCUCCUCUCCGUCUUCUUCUGCGAUGCCGUCAGCCUAUCGUUCCCUGCCAACUCAAUCUGCUCGUCACGCUCCAUAUCCUCAGAUCACCAAGGCCCAUCUUCAACAAAAUAAUAAUACCAGCAAUAAUAAUCACAAUAGCUCGCAUUCCCGUUCCCCCUCCUCCCAACAACAGCAAUCACAGCAACCUCAACAACUGCCUGCCAAUACCUUUGCCAACGUCCGAGAGCUCAUUGCCCGUCGUCGACUCGCCCAAAUCACCGAUCAUGCCAAUGUGUUCGCUGGGUAUAAUAUCGUCAGCCCCGAGCUAGUCGUAGAGACGCUGCUGGGUCCCAUGGGCUCGGUAGCGCCGUCCAAUGGUCUGGAAAAGCUUGAGCUGGCCAUGGCUCAGCAACGGGUGCAACCCCGGGCGGUCGAUGGGACCUUGUUGCCGUUACAGCCGCUCAACAUGCGGUCGGAUGAGGUGAACCGAUUGUUGCGAAUGCUCCGGUUCUCGCUCGUGAGUCACCGUGAGCGAUUGGAUGUGCUGCAGCAGAAAAAAGAGUCGGAGAAUAACAAGGCUGAAUCGGUCGAUCGGGGUAGUGUGGCUGCGGCCAAGAUGGCUGGGAAAUACGCGUUCCUUGAUAAGCAACGGUCGCAAGUGCCGACCGUGUAUCAGUCGCCGUAUGACCACCCGUCCGGUUUCACCAAGCACGCCGAGGAGACUUUUGGUCUUAUUCCUUGCGAACCCGAGCUGCCCAAGCCGUCGCUGGCCAACGAUUAUUUCGCCAGUCUCUCGCCAGAGGACCAGGAGAAGAUCAUGAAGACCUGCGGUAGUUAUGUGCAACGAGCCAUUGAACGCUCGACCAGUCAUAGCCGGCAAGGAUCCGCGUCGAACUCCCGGCUGGCGUCGGUCCUCGCUCAGCAGACGGACAACCCAACCAUCGAUAUCACGCCGGUUGAGGACAUGCCGCCGCUGUCAGCGCUCGACCUGCCCCUGCAUGCGGAUUCACCUUGCUCAAAUUUCAGUCGGUCGCAUUUGCGAUUCCAGUCACCAAACGACUUCACCUCCCACGGAGUUGAAACUCACAAUCAUGACCAUCAUGAGCUCUUCGGUGACCAACAGGCCAACAUGCGGUUCUGGCAGAAUGGGCCAUGGGAAGCCGGUGACGGGAAUACACCGAACGACGAGAACCGACCGUUCUUUGGGCCGCAUGAACGACUCAAAAAUGACUAUGCCUCGUCGGACAUAUCUCUCGGCCGGGGGCCAGGGUCUUUGCACUCGGUUGACAUGGCUGGUUUCGGACUAGAUGCGACAGACGAUAUAUGUGCUGAAUUGAGUCCGUGAGCGUGUCUUUUCUUUCCAUUCGUUUUUGGUACUUGCCGUGAUACGAAAUCAUUCAUGUCUCAUGUAACGAUUUUCUUUUUAUUCUUGGACUGAUGACUGCAUGACUGGCGUUUGAUUGUUGUUGCGUUGCUACUUUCCGGUUCAGAAAAAAAAAAAAGGCGACAUCCAUCUCAGAUGAGGCUGGAUAGAUGAGGGGAGACAAAAACAGAGGCAGGAAGGAGGAAGAAAAGAAAAGCGACCGUG